Molecule: messenger RNA, 2353 nt
Organism: Salvia splendens (bonfire salvia)
Lineage: Eukaryota; Viridiplantae; Streptophyta; Magnoliopsida; Lamiales; Lamiaceae
Product: protein ARV 1
Exons: 11
Coding region: 302-1039 (245 amino acids)
Biological process (GO): intracellular sterol transport; sphingolipid metabolic process; sterol metabolic process
Cellular component (GO): Golgi apparatus; cortical endoplasmic reticulum
Source: RefSeq, a predicted model, not a curated record
UAUAUAAGAGAAAUUUGAAAGCUGGGACGAGCCAUCGGUCUCAAGACGCCCAUAACUUCCGUCGUUGCAUUUUGCAUACGCUCUUAUGCCAAUUUGAUGAGUCAAUUCUGAAAUGAAUUGAAAAUUUUGGCUCCAAAUUCCCAAAUUGGAAUCCAAAGCCCUAAUUAUCGCCUCUGCCUCACCGGCCCGCUUGCGUCGCCGUAAACUCUGCCGGAACUCUUUUGCUUGAUUGGCGGCCUCCUGAUUCCUCCACUCUGGAUUUCGUGGUUGCCGUCUAAUUGGAUUUACUCCGAAACCAAAAAUGGCGAGCCGUGUUACUACUAGUGAAGAGGAACGUACUACUACUGACUUCCGAUGUGUGCGGUGUGGAUUUCCUGUCAAAACACUGUACAUUCAGUAUUCUCCAGGAAAUAUUCGCCUCGUGAAAUGCGGAAAUUGCAAGGCUGUUGCUGAUGGGUACAUCGAGUGUGAAGUAAUGAUUCUCAUCCUUGAUUUGAUUCUGCACAAGCCCAAAGCGUAUCGGCAUGUAUUCUACAAUAUGUUCAGUAAAGAGACUGUAAAUUUUGAGAGUUUGUUGUGGAAAUUGGUGCUGGUGUAUGGUAUGUUGGAUAUCUACAAAAUGUGGGUUUUGAGCACAAAUGAGAAGGAAUACACCAUGCCUGCGAGUUUUACGUCAUUUCUUCUGGAAUUUGGGAAGAUGCUAACUGGUGUAAUGUUUGCGAACCUCAUAUUUAUUAGUGUGUUGUUCUGUUGCACAAGAAAGCUUCUCAGCUCAGCAACUAUUUUUCAUGGGUGGAAACAUAUGCUGUUUGUAGUCGUUGUUUCAAGUUACUUCAAGCUCUUUGUUUUGGCCAUGAUGGUCUGGGAAUUCCCUUCCUCUGUGAUUGUAAUCAUUGACGUGUUUGUCUUAUCAUCCAACACUGUGGCGUUAAAAGUGAUCACCAACUCAGUGAUGAGUAGAUCCUUGCUUGUGUGUGCCUUGGCACAUGGUUUGAAGUGUUUCACCAGUCGGAGCAAAGCGUUCGGUCUGCAAAGCUAAUUGACAGAAAUGGCAUGGCAUCAACAAUGAAAUCAUCAAGCAGUUUGGUGUUCCCAUCCAUCAACUUCCCCUCCUUGAGUGGAUGGUGAAAAAGUUUAAGCUGUGCUGCUGUUCUUGUUGAUCCUGGCCUGAAACCGGUGGCUUGUGUGUUAUAGUCGUUUAUUGGAGUGUAGAAAUCUAACCUGAGAAUUUUGUCGACGCAUCGUUGAAAUGUGGGCAGUCCACAGGAUAUUGUUGGCUCUUUUUCUUGGUAUGUUUCCUUCAUCCUCUCUCUCAUGCAACUACAUUUGGAAUAAGAUGUGGUUUACUGUUGGUUUGUUUUUAGAAAUUUGUUCAAAAUCUGAAAAAAACUAUGAAUGUAAUUAUACUCUAAUUUCAAGAGUGUCUCAUAUACUAUUUUUUAAAAUUUAGAAAUUAUAUUUAUUCACUUUUCAAAGAUUAGAGAUUGUUUAUAUAGUUCGUAAUAAAAAUAAGAGUAAAGGCCAAAAGUGGUCCUGAACAUAUGCUCAUUUUACGAUUUUGGACCAUUUCAACUCGGAUCACAAUCGGUCCAAAACUAACUUUUCCGUCAAAUUGUAACGGUCAACGUUUUUAAUCCUGAUUUUGACCAAAUUAAGCUGUUAAAUAUGACUACUAACUCCCUAAUUAUAUCAUUAAUUAUUUUAAAAUUAAAAUCAUUUAAAAUACAAAAUAAAUACUACAAAACAAAUACUAAAUAUUAAAAAAGAUAAUGAAAUGGAAAUGCCACAUCUCUACUAUCGGCGAGCCGACAUAGUGGUCGCAGCUACCAGCGAACCAUCUCUGCUCUCUCUCUUGAGCACCCCUCUCUUUCUAUCUCGUCCAUUUCACUUCUCUCUGCCAUCGACCUCUAUGCCAUGGCCGCCGCAACCCGACGGUAGUAGCACAGACCGGAGCUUCUACAAAUGCUAACAAUCAUGAUUUCUUGUUGAGGAGAUAUGAGCCGAUUCGCUUCAUGGUCGCCGUUGUUCAUGCCAUAGUUGCCAUCUGUGAGCUUUUCCAAUUUGGUUGGAUGUAGAUCUGAAUUUGUGUUAAUUUCUGGAAUUUAGCCUCUUUAUUUUGAAAUUUUUUAUUAGAUUGGAGCGGAUUUGAUCUUAUGAUUUGGCAAAAAAAAUUGUCAAAUUUUGGAUGAAUCUCUGGGUUUGGUGUAGAUGUAGGUCGAUUUCUAUUGAUUCAGCAUCAUAAAAUUCUUAGUUCUGGAAUUUGAUUCUUGAUUUUCUUUUUUUAAUUUUUAUUUGUUUUGUAGUAGUAUUUAUUUUGUAUUUUAAAUGAUUUUAAUUUUAAUUUGUUAUUUUA